UAGCCCGAAUAACCGCUUCCACCGAUACGGUAGCCUUCCCUCCAAAUUCACUGUUUUCAUCUUCGUCCUCUCACUCGUCAUCCCUAAAUCAAGUUAGCUUCAAUGGCCGCUCUUACGUCCUCCUUCCGCUGCUGCGACAGCACUAUCGGUAACAACCAUUAUCCCACUGCAUCUUCCGCAACCGUCGCCGCCAACGCCGCCGUCGUUUUCCCCGGCCUAGCUCACUUCCCUGAGAAAGCUCUUCAGUCCUCGUCGCCUCCGCGACCCCGGCGAAUUAUCCUGGUAAGACAUGGGGAGAGCGAAGGCAAUAUCGAUGAGAGCGUCUACACUCGGGUCCCCGACCCGCGGAUCGGCCUCACGGCCAAGGGCUGGAGCCAAGCGCUAGACUGCGGGCGUCAAAUCCAUGAUAUCGCUUCAUCCGGUAACGUGAAAGACUGGAAGGUAUACUUCUACGUUUCGCCCUAUCUCCGGACCCUCGAGACGCUCCGCGGCAUUGGUAAGGCCUUCGACCGCUCCAACAUCGUUGGCAUCAGGGAGGAGCCUCGCCUCCGCGAGCAAGAUUUCGGGAAUUUUCAGGACAGGGAGAAGAUGCGAGUUGAGAAAGAAAUUCGACUACGCUAUGGCCGUUUUUUUUACCGGUUUCCUAAUGGAGAGUCAGCAGCUGAUGUAUAUGAUCGCAUUACAGGCUUUAGGGAGACACUUAAGGCUGAUAUUGACUUCGGACGUUUCCAGCCACCUGGUCAACAGAAUCCGAACAUGAACAUAGUGAUUGUUUCGCAUGGCUUGACAUUAAGAGUUUUUUUGAUGAGAUGGUAUAAGUGGACAGUAGAGCAGUUUGAAGGUCUCAACAAUUUUGACAAUGGUGGAUUGUUAGUUAUGCAGACCGGUUUUGGAGGGAGGGUGCUUCCUUUUUUGUUCUUGUAUGUGAUCAUGCAUAAUCUACUGGGCUGUUGAAAUGAUGAACAGUGCUUAUAGCCAAAGUUCAAGACGUUUAAGGUUGACGAUGUACUAAUUUAUUUCUAGAAUUGUUGGAAGUUGAGAAAUCCGAGUCAUUCUAUAAGCUAAUUCAGCCAAAAGGAAAAAAACAAGUUGUAGCUCCUAUCUCUACCCCUUGCUUCCAAUUUGUUUCCACUGUAAGACGGAAGAUUUAAAAAUGUGUAGUAUCUUCUAAUUCUUGAGUGCUUAUUUGGGAUAGAAAUUUUCUUAAGAAAACGGAUACUACAUUCUGCGGGGAAAAUUAUGUAAAUGACUGAAUAUUGGAUUGUUAUAUAUGCUAAUACAUUGUUUGUC
Messenger RNA from Dendrobium catenatum, 1290 nucleotides. RefSeq names its product phosphoglycerate mutase-like protein AT74. The transcript is spliced from 4 exons. Lineage: Eukaryota; Viridiplantae; Streptophyta; Magnoliopsida; Asparagales; Orchidaceae. Gene Ontology annotation, molecular function: phosphatase activity. The record is from RefSeq and is a predicted model, not a curated record. The coding region runs from base 103 to 954 and encodes 283 amino acids.